Leptidea sinapis is the source of this 1290-nucleotide messenger RNA. RefSeq lists its product as uncharacterized. Gene Ontology annotation, biological process: positive regulation of voltage-gated potassium channel activity; sleep; regulation of synaptic transmission, cholinergic. The transcript has 3 exons. Lineage: Eukaryota; Metazoa; Arthropoda; Insecta; Lepidoptera; Pieridae. The record is from RefSeq and is a predicted model, not a curated record. The coding region runs from base 112 to 510 and encodes 132 amino acids.
GUUGGUUGACGAAUGUAGAUUUAGUUCAUAUACCGUUCCGAGUCAGUUGGCUUGGGUGAGGUGACUCGCGCGGUUCCGUGCAGUAUUAACUGGUGCAGACUUGAUUCAACCAUGGGCCUACUCGCUGUCUGUGUGCUGGCUGUAUUGUUCUCUCUAUUACACGAAGGUUUAGCAAUAAACUGCUACCAAUGCAAUAGCCACAACGAUUCGCGGUGCUUGAUGGACAAACUGCCAGACUCCCUUAGGCUGCCGUGCGGCCCCAAGGACACCAUGUGCAGGAAGAUCUCGCAAGUGGUGGAGUUUGAGAUGAAUGGCAUGCCGCCAGACAGCCGCGUCAUCAGAGGGUGUGGCUGGGACGAGACCAGCUAUAAGGGUCGCUGUUACCAGCGGUCAGGCUUCGGUGGGAGACAAGAAGUAUGUUCAUGCUUAGAGGAUGGCUGCAACUCUGCAUCAGUUCCAGUUGGAGCGACUCUUCUUAUGCUCGUGACCCUCGCUAUUCUAAAGUUUUAGAACAUUAUCAUAAUAUUGGCAUACACAAAACUGAUGUUACCAGACAUUAACUUAAAUUAUAUGUUAAACUUGCAACGUGAUAGAUAUGUACAGUACCUAAUUAAGAUCAGAUGUAGACAAGAUAGUUACGAAACAAUCAAGGAAGUAAUCUGGGGGCUCUAUACGUCAGGUCUCAUGUAUAAGUAUUAUAAAAUAGGUUAUAUUUAUUAAUAACAUAGCAGUGCUUAUAGCUAAGUAUAUGUACAAUACUUAAUAUUAUGAUUAUAUAGAGUAAAAGUUAGCCGCAAAAGGUGGCCCAAAUAACUGCCAGCGCUUGGGUUUCUAUUUCCAGCUCUAUUGAGAAGAUUAGCAGAGAAUAUGUGCAAUCUGCACGCCUCAGGGCCCCACAGACCAAGUGUUUUAACACGAACGGCAUAGAUAUAAGUCUUUCUGAGAAGACAUAACUAUUUGCCACCUCGAAAUAUGUUUUUAAAUGAAGCUUAUAAUGUUUUUCACACUUCUAACACACAGCUGUUACCAAGCCCAUGCCUUUAAUAGAUCAAAGACGCUACACUAAUACGUCUGAUUGUUUUUAAUAUAUGUUUAUUUUUGACGCACAAACUAACACUUAAAGGACUGUUAAUGUAAUUAGUAAAGAUGUGUUAAUAGUUGUGUCAAACAUGUUAGCCUCAUAACGAAUGUGUUCACUUAAGAUGUUAACCGUGCAAAUAGCAGAUAUAAUUGUUAUAAAUAACCUUAUUGUUGUUUUUGUCAAAAUGUUUAUUAAAUGAGUUUUAUAAA